AUGAACAAACUCUCAUCCUUGUUCACUUUUAAGAAACUCUUGAUUGCAGCUUUUUUACUUCGAUUGAUCUUGUUAAUUUAUGGCGAAUUUCAAGACGCUUAUUUCACAGUGAAAUACACGGAUAUUGAUUAUGUUGUAUUUACAGACGCCGCACGCUACAUCACACAAGGAAAAUCACCUUAUUUGCGCGAGACAUACAGAUACACACCGAUUUUAGCCAUGAUCUUGACUCCCAACGUGUAUCUAUUCAAAUCCUUUGGUAAAUGUCUAUUUGCCGCUGCCGACUUACUGGUGGGGUAUUUGAUCCAUCGUAUCUUAGUACUAAGAGGCAUGCCUUCCAAAAGUGCCCUGAAAUAUGACGCCCUCUACUUACUGAACCCCAUGGUGGCGAAUAUCUCGACUCGUGGAAAUGCUGAAUCUCUAUUAGGUGUCAUGGUCUUAGGCACAUUGUACCUUAUACUCACUCGACGUCACUUUCUUUGGGGAUGUGCCUUGUUUGGAUUAUCUGUGCAUUUCAAAAUCUAUCCAGUCAUCUAUGCCGUUCCUUUAUUGGUUUUGUUGGACGAGAAUUACGGCGAUCCUUUCGAAUCAUAUCCGCUUAUUUUACGUAAAUAUCAAUAUGUGAGAUUCAGAUUACUGCACUUGUUGGAUAGCCGGGAAGAUGAAGACAGCUUCAAGAAGACUGUGCGAGCAAUCAUCCAAUUUUUCUCCCCAUUACGUAUUGUAUUUGGUGUAGCGAGUGCAACUGUUUUCUUCGUUCUCACAGGCCUCAUGUAUCAACAAUACGGAAACGAAUUCAUGCAUAAUACCUACCUGUAUCAUGUCACUAGAGAGGAUCAUCGCCACAAUUUUUCGAUUUGGUUUUAUCAAAUGUACUUGGGUAUGGAGAAUACCAGCCCAUGGAUGGGUUUGUUAGCAUUUGUACCUCAACUAGCACUGGUGGUGUUGAUUGGUGUUGCAUUUGGAAAAGACAUCUUUUUUGCGUGUUUUGUGCAAACAUUUCUAUUUGUUACAUUUAACAAGGUCAUCACAUCCCAAUACUUUAUGUGGUAUAUUUGUUUAUUCCCAUUAGUUUUGCCUUCGUCGAAAAUCAACUUUCAGUGGAAGGGACUUGUGCUAUUGAUCGCGUGGGCUGCUGGACAAGGGCUAUGGUUGAAUUUUGCCUAUCAAUUAGAAUUCCUGGGACAAAAUACAUUUUUACAGCUUUGGAUGGCCGGCGUGAUAUUUUUUGUGAUUAAUUGCUGGAUCGUAGUGGAAUUCAUAUUGAAUCAUCAAUACGAGCACAUGUAUGGACAAAGUGCAAGGAUUCGAUGGGUUUGGGGUACUGGUGAUCCAGGCUCAAAAAGACGUUAA
Molecule: messenger RNA, 1353 nt
Organism: Mucor mucedo
Lineage: Eukaryota; Fungi; Mucoromycota; Mucoromycetes; Mucorales; Mucoraceae
Product: PIG-M-domain-containing protein
Exons: 3
Coding region: 1-1353 (450 amino acids)
Biological process (GO): GPI anchor biosynthetic process
Cellular component (GO): glycosylphosphatidylinositol-mannosyltransferase I complex; membrane
Molecular function (GO): alpha-1,4-mannosyltransferase activity; GPI mannosyltransferase activity
Source: RefSeq, a predicted model, not a curated record